This is a messenger RNA of Lolium rigidum, 1227 nucleotides long. Its product is annotated as dof zinc finger protein MNB1A-like. Gene Ontology annotation, molecular function: DNA binding; DNA-binding transcription factor activity. The record is from RefSeq and is a predicted model, not a curated record. The transcript has a single exon. NCBI's taxonomy places the organism in Eukaryota, Viridiplantae, Streptophyta, Magnoliopsida, Poales, Poaceae. Bases 30 to 782 code for a protein of 250 amino acids. Gene Ontology annotation, biological process: regulation of DNA-templated transcription.
CCUUGCCGCUCCCCACGGCGCCGCCUCGCAUGCAGGAGCAGCUCCUCCACGCGGCCGAGCCCGGCCGCCGGCCGGCGCAGCAGUUCGUCGGCGUCGACCUCCGCCGGCCCAAGGGCUACGCCGCUCCGGCCUCGACUCCGCCGUCGGAUCCUCCUGCAGCAACAAAGGCGGCGGCCGCGGAGGGUGAGCCGUGCCCGCGGUGCGAGUCCAGGGACACCAAGUUCUGCUACUACAACAACUACAACACCUCCCAGCCGCGCCACUUCUGCAAGGGCUGCCGACGCUACUGGACCAAGGGCGGCACCCUCCGCAGCGUCCCCGUCGGCGGCGGCACCCGCAAGCGCCCCGCCUCCUCCUCCUCCUCCUCCUCCUCCGUCAAGAAGCCCACCAAGAAGCGCCGCGCCACGCCACCCGAGCCGGUCGCCACCUCCGUCCACGAAGCCACGGCCCAAGACGCUGCCGCCAAGAUGACCGAGACGACCACCACCCCACCGACCGAGGCUUCCGCGAGCGAGAUCACCACGGAGCUCGUGGUCCCCGCGGCGGCGGCGGCGGCGGAGGAGGACUCCUUCACCGACCUCCUCCACCACGGGGACGCCGACGCCGCCGCCGCGCUCGACCUCGGCUUCUCCGACUACCUCUCCGUCGGCGGCAAGGCCCUGGGCGACGACGCCUACUCCUUCGAGUGGCCCGCGCCGUUCGACCUGGGCGGCGCGUGCUGGGGCGGCGGCGCCGGGUUCGGCGCCGACACUGACCCGGCCGUCUUCAUGAACCUCCCCUGACCUGACCGCUCAGGCAACCGUGGAGCGCGUCGAUCGGCUCCGACAAAUUCCGAUUAAUUACUACUGCUAGUAAGUACAUGGUGCACGGGGGGUAUAUCAUAGUAUGGCGAACGAUAACGAUGACCUUAAUUUUAGCUUGUUUAUUGAGAUUAGCUGCCGCGUUUUACUCCGAGUGUGCUAACUCAAAACAGGCUUUGAUGGGACGAGCUUGAGAUGUUUCGUCUCUGUAUAAACCAAGGAGUGCUUGGGUUUCUUUCUUUCUUCUUACAUGAUUCCUCCUCCCCCUCGUUAAUGUCUGCCUGUCGUUAAUUAAGAACAAAGAUUCCGGAUGGAAUGGAAUGUAUGCUGGCUGGAGAAUGUUUCAUGUUCCUCCAGUUGCUCCCUUCCACUUGAUAUAUUCUGCUCUUGUGUUGUGGCUGGUUGAUGUGCCACAUUAUUCUUCUUA